Thermothelomyces thermophilus ATCC 42464 is the source of this 1965-nucleotide messenger RNA. RefSeq lists its product as uncharacterized. The transcript is spliced from 6 exons. Gene Ontology annotation, molecular function: ATP-dependent protein folding chaperone; ATP hydrolysis activity; ATP binding. Bases 171 to 1805 code for a protein of 544 amino acids. Gene Ontology annotation, biological process: protein folding. Gene Ontology annotation, cellular component: chaperonin-containing T-complex. Lineage: Eukaryota; Fungi; Ascomycota; Sordariomycetes; Sordariales; Chaetomiaceae. The record is from RefSeq and is a predicted model, not a curated record.
GCGCUGAGUGCCUGGCCCCUCCUCCGCCCGACCACAGCUCUUGGCAUUCGGGCUGGAAAUCCAGUGAAAAAAGUUCCAAGAUCGACGAGAGAGCUCCAGCACCACUCCAAACUCCGCAACCUCUUUAUCCACGCACCGUCAGGCUUGUCGCUCGUCAAGUCACUGUCGUCAUGUCCGCCGCACAACUACUAAAUCCCAAGGCCGAGUCGAGGAGGCGGGGCGAGGCGCUGCGGGUCAACAUCAGCGCCGGCGAGGGUCUCCAAGAUGUGCUCAAGUCGAAUCUGGGCCCGUUGGGCACCAUAAAGAUGCUGGUAGACGGCGCCGGCCAGAUCAAACUGACCAAGGACGGGAAUGUUCUUCUCCGGGAGAUGCAAAUACAAAACCCAACUGCCGUCAUGAUUGCACGUGCGGCAACGGCGCAGGACGACAUUUGUGGCGAUGGCACAACAUCGGUGGUGUUGCUAGUCGGUGAGCUGCUGAAGCAGGCGGACCGCUACAUCCAGGAGGGUUUGCACCCGCGAGUCAUCACAGACGGCUUUGAGGUGGCCAAGAACGCGGCUUUGAAGUUCCUCGACCAGUUCAAACUGCCCCGCGAUGUCGACCGCGAACUCCUCCUCUCCGUCGCUCGCACAUCUCUCGCUACCAAGCUGAGUGGCAGCCUCGCCCAGAAGCUCACGCCUGAUAUCGUCGAUGCAGUUCUCGCGAUCUACCAGCCGCCUGCGAAGCCCGACCUGCACAUGAUCGAGAUCAUGAAGAUGCAGCAUCGGACGGCCUCCGACACUCAGCUCAUCCGCGGCCUCGCCCUCGACCACGGCGCCAGACAUCCCGAUAUGCCCAAGCGCGUCGAGAACGCUUAUAUCCUCACGCUCAACGUCAGCCUCGAGUACGAGAAGUCCGAGAUCAACUCGGGUUUCUUCUACUCAAGCGCUGAGCAACGGGACAAGCUCGUCGAGAGCGAACGCCGCUUUGUGGACGCUAAGCUGAAGAAAAUUGUGGAGCUCAAGAAACAGGUCUGCGGCAACGAUGGCAAGAAGAACUUUGUCAUCAUCAACCAGAAGGGCAUUGACCCUCUGUCUUUGGAUGUGCUGGCCAAGAACGGUAUCUUGGCGCUGAGGAGGGCGAAGAGGAGGAACAUGGAGAGACUGCAGCUUGUCUGCGGUGGUGUUGCCCAGAACAGCGUUGACGACUUGAGCCCCGAGGUUCUUGGCUGGGCCGGCCUCGUCUACGAACAGCAGCUUGGCGAGGAGAAGUUCACCUUCAUCGAGGAUGUGAAGGAGCCCAAGUCGGUCACGAUUCUCAUUAAGGGCCCCAAUCAACAUACCAUAACCCAGGUCACAGAUGCGGUCCGUGACGGUCUGCGCAGCGUCUAUAACAUGAUCGUCGACAAGAGCGUGGUUCCGGGUGCCGGUGCUUUCCAGGUUGCUUGCGCCGAGCAUUUGAAGAGCGACGCCUUUCGCAAGACGGUGAAGGGCAAGGCGCAAUACGGUGUCGACGCAUUCGCUGACGCGCUUCUCACCAUCCCCAAGACGCUCGCGGCUAAUGCCGGCCUUGACGUUCAGGAUUCUAUUGCCAAACUUCAGGAUGAGCAUCGGGAUGGCAAUGUUGUCGGUCUUGAUCUGGCAACUGGUGAGCCUAUGGACCCCACUCUUGAGGGUGUGUACGACUCCUUCCGAGUCUUGAGGAACUGCAUUGCUUCUAGCUGCGGGAUUGCCUCGAACCUCCUCCUCUGCGAUGAGAUGUUGAAGGCACGGCAGAUGGGGCGGUCUGGCGGACCUGGUCCUGGUAUGGAGGGGCCGGAGGAGUAAAAAGUAAAGAGGCAUCAUUCACGUCUGUUUGUAAAUUACUUGCUUCGACCAUGCAACAGAAUAGACGUGAUGUAAAGCAAAUGGCAACUCUAAGCCUCCUUGUUCGAGAUCAAGUCCAUGCCACGGCCCUUAUCGAGGAUUGCGGGGCAGAGAGCGUCAG